UGAUUGUGAACGCGAGAUAUUUAGAUUAAAAGGUCAUCUAACAUCUGGCCUUGCGGGAAGGAGAGUCAGAAAAUGGGUUAAAAGAUUGGCGACUGGUUAAAGUCCGUAAAUAUUAUCGCGCCAGUAGCCUAAUCGAAACACGCGCACACUGACUGUGACUUGUGAAAGCAAGUUUUGUGGACUGCUGAAAAAGGUUUUUGUCUCUUUGACUUCCACUGGGGUCGGAGAGCAGCUGAGUGGGACAUAUAACCUGAUUACUGGCUUAUGGGCAAGUUUUUCUAAAUCAUAGGGGGACUUACAGGAACAGUUUACCAACAUGGAUUGCCUGUCUCUUUUGGAACAUGUAAUAGUUACCCUAUUCCUGGCUGUCUUGAUCAGCAUAUACAUGAACAAGGGCAGAGAGGAAUUCUUCAGGAUACUUUUACUUGGUCUUAAGUCCCUGCCAGGUAUGCAGGGCUUGAUCAGCCGAGUUCUGAAAGGGGAGGUAACUAACUUUGUCAAGCAGGUGAACCUGGAUGAGACAACAAAAGGUGGCAAGAGACCCCCACGUGUUGUGAUACCCAAAAAAGGUAUUCCUUAUGAUGAGCUUCGUGAAGCCAUGGCCAAAUUCAAGGCAGCCGAGACAAACCAUGUGGAAGGGAAAAUAUUUGCCUACACUUACACGCUGUUUGAUGAACAUUUCCAGCUACAGAAGGAUUGUUUUAAAAUAUUUGGAGAAAAAGCAGGGUAUUCUGAGAACCAUGAUGCUUUAGUCAGCCUAUUUCAUCAAGCCUUCCUUCAUGAGAAUGCCCUCAACCCCAUGAUUUAUCCAAGCCUCAGGCGUUUUGAGACGGAGGUCGUGAGCAUGGCUGCUGCCAUGUUGAACGGUAAUGAGAAUGCAACUGGCUUCCUCACCUCAGGUGGGACAGAAAGUGUCCUGAUGGCUGUCAAGACUUACAGAGAUCGGGCACGCAAACUUUUCCCUCACAUCAAAGAACCUAAUAUCGUGGCUCCUAUUACCAUUCACCCCGUGAUGGAGAAAGCUGCCCAUUACUUUGGCUUGAAGGUUUAUCACGCCCCAGUGGGACCAGACUUCAGGGUGGAUGUCCAGGCCAUGGAAAAGCUGAUCACCCCCAAUACAAUUCUGCUGGCCUCAUCUGCCCCCCAGUUCUGUCACGGCAUUGUAGAUCCUAUAGACAAGGUGUCAGAGCUGGCUGUAAGACGUGGACUUCCACUUCACAUCGACGCCUGUUUUGGGGGAUUCAUGCUGCCGUGGGUAGAAAAGUUAGGUUACUCAGUUCCAGACUGGGACUUCCGUGUGCCCGGGGUCACCUCAAUAUCAGCGGAUAUUCACAAAUACGGAUAUGUUGUCAAGGGAGCCAGUGUUGUCAUGUACCGAAAUGAAGAGCUCAGAAAGCACCAAAUCUUUACCUAUGCAGAAUGGCCAGGUGGAUUGUAUGGCUCCCCCAGCAUGGCGGGAACUCGACCAGGAGGAAACAUUGCAGCAUCGUGGGCAGCCAUGAGGGCUCUGGGAGAAGAGGGCUACAUGUCCAAGGCCAAGGAGCUGAUGGAGGCCACGAUCAAGCUGAAAGAUGGUAUCAGGAAAAUACCUGCCCUGGAGAUCAUUGGAGAGCCCUGUAUGACCUGUUUUGCAGCCCAAUCAACAGACCCUGAGGUGGAUAUUCUGGCUGUCUCUGAUGUCAUGGAAACCAAAGGUUAUAAAAUGGAGAAGCAACAGAAGCCCAGCUCCCUCCACUUCUCCAUACUUCCCCACCAUGUUCCGUUUGUAGAGCCUCUGCUACAGGAUCUGGCCAAAAGCUGUGAUGAGGUCAAGGCAAACAAAACAUUAGCCAAGAAGGGGAGUGCGGCCAUGUAUGGUAUGGUCGCCACGAUACCUGACAAAGCCAUCAUUAACGACUUUAUCGUGGAGUUUUUCAGCGAGGUGUACAAGUGCAAUUAAUCCAUUGAAGGGGAGAUCACUCCAGACUGACAAACCAAUUUAAGGUUUAAACGAUUUCUCUUAUUUAUUAGAGGUAUAUUUUUCAUCUGUCAUCAUCAAGUUAAUGCCAUGCAGUAUGAUAUGGUAGAACUUUGAAAAUCAUUCAUUAAAAUGUUAGAAGUAUGUUCGAUAUAGAUGUAUACGGUUUUUAUUACAUGUAUUUUCAAUGGAUACGAGUGAUUUUGUGUAUUUUAGUAGUUUAUCAAUGAAAAAUUUAGAUUGUUGACUAGUAGCUUCCAAAAUUACACUUUUUAAUUACACUUAAUUACACUGUUAUGUGUGUAUUUUUGUUAUUGCACUUUAUGCUUAUGCUGUUUGAAAAAGGAAUGUUCAUGAAAUAGUCUCCAUAAUUAAAUUUAUGCAUUCUACCUGUGCGUAUAUACUAUACUAUUUAUAUCAAAGCUAGAUAUCUACAAGUAUUAGUUGUCAUGUAGGGAAUUUUGGAUACAUAAGUAUAUUUUGAUCUACAGUUGAUAGAUUUUCUAUCCACAGUAAAUUUUU
Liolophura sinensis is the source of this 2479-nucleotide messenger RNA. RefSeq lists its product as uncharacterized. The record is from RefSeq and is a predicted model, not a curated record. Gene Ontology annotation, molecular function: pyridoxal phosphate binding; carbon-carbon lyase activity. Bases 317 to 1939 code for a protein of 540 amino acids. Gene Ontology annotation, biological process: carboxylic acid metabolic process. Lineage: Eukaryota; Metazoa; Mollusca; Polyplacophora; Chitonida; Chitonidae. The transcript is spliced from 13 exons.